AUGCGGUUCCUGUAUCAAACGCUGGCAUUGGCCGCUGCUGCCCGCGCGGCCAGCGUGAGCCUCGAGUCCCUCUUUGGCCCGUACUUGUCUCCCGGGACUGAAAUCGCUGAGCUCAACGACACGGACUUUGACGACGUUGUCUCUCCGCGAUGGUCUGAGUGGAGGCCCCCUAGCUGGACGGGCGCGAUCAAGCCUGCGACCGAGAAGGACCUGCAGGAGAUUGUCCGCAUCGCCGUCGCCAACAACGUCAGCUUCAUGGCGACCAACGGCGGCCAUGGCACGAGUCUGAUCUAUGGAACCGUCAACGGCCUCGACAUCAACCUGGAGAACUUCAACAGCGUGGACAUUGACCUCGAGUCCAACACCGUGACUGUCGGUGCUGGCGCGAAGCUCGGCGAUAUCACCAUCCCGCUGUAUGAAGCCGGCAAGGCCAUUCCCCGCGGCAACUCGCCCUGCGUGGGCGUCAUCGGCGCAACCAUCGGCGGCGGCAUCGGGUACGAAACAGGCCUCUUCGGCCUGGGCGUCGACGCCCUCACCUCCGUCCGCCUGGUCACAGCAACCGGCGCCCUCGUAACCGCCAACACAACCCACAACGCCGACCUCCUCUGGGCGAUCCGCGGCGCCGGCGCAAACUUCGGCAUCAUCACCGCCGCAACCUUCACCAUGUCCCCGCAGCCCAACAACGGCAACGCCGUCAUCGGCUCCUUCGUCUACAACUCCACCGCCUCCCUCGGCGUCUUCGAGUACCUCGCCAUCCUCGACGACGUCCUCCCGCCAGAACUAGGCGUGCAGCUAUCCGUCUCCUACAACCGCACCACCAACGAGACCCUCCUAACCGUCGACAUCAAGCACUUCGCCGGCUGGGACACGUUCGUCGACCACUUCGAGUCCGCACUAGCACUCAACCCCAUCAGCGCAAACGUCACAAACGUCACGCUAGUCCAGCUCUACGACGGCCUCGACGGCCCCUGCCAAACAGGCGCGUACAUUUCCGGCGGCACAAUCGGGCUCGGGCGCACGGACCCAGCCACGCUGCAGGAAGUCUUCGACGACAUGACGGCCUUCUACCGCCAGUACCCGGGGUACAUCGGCCAGACGCUCUUCCAGCGGUACGCAAACAACAACACGCUCAAGACGCCGGCCCACACGGCCGUGUACCCGUGGCGCGACACGAAGAUGUUCUGGCUGCACGAGAACAUCUACACGGACCCCGCGCUCGAGAAGCCCACGAACGAGCUGCUCGUGAAGCUGAGGAAGAAGUUGCAUGCCACCAGUGGGUUUCCGCAAGACCAGCCGCAUAUCUAUGUCAACUAUGCGUUUGGGGAUGAGGGGGCUGAGGCGUGGUGGGGGGAGGAGAAUCUGCCGCGUCUUUCGUUCCUGAAGAGGAGGUGGGAUCCCAAGGGGGUGUUUGGGAGGGGGACGCCGAUUCCAAGGUUUUAG
Aspergillus mulundensis is the source of this 1440-nucleotide messenger RNA. Its product is annotated as FAD-binding oxidoreductase. Bases 1 to 1440 code for a protein of 479 amino acids. Gene Ontology annotation, molecular function: FAD binding; oxidoreductase activity. The record is from RefSeq and is a predicted model, not a curated record. The transcript has 3 exons. Lineage: Eukaryota; Fungi; Ascomycota; Eurotiomycetes; Eurotiales; Aspergillaceae.